Messenger RNA from Osmia bicornis bicornis, 793 nucleotides. Its product is annotated as fas apoptotic inhibitory molecule 1. The record is from RefSeq and is a predicted model, not a curated record. Gene Ontology annotation, biological process: positive regulation of neurogenesis; negative regulation of extrinsic apoptotic signaling pathway via death domain receptors; canonical NF-kappaB signal transduction. The transcript is spliced from 5 exons. NCBI's taxonomy places the organism in Eukaryota, Metazoa, Arthropoda, Insecta, Hymenoptera, Megachilidae. The coding region runs from base 26 to 688 and encodes 220 amino acids.
UAGAGUGAAUAGUUUAUCGAUUCGAAUGAUGGCCGUGGUAAAUUCGAUCAAUAAGGAGGCCAGUACAGGUGCAGGUAGAACGGAGUAUUCGGAGAACAUGGCUGCUAUCCUGUUGAAAAGUUUGCAUAACAUCGAAGCUCUCGAUGAGCCGACUGCAAAAUGGAACGUCCCUUUGAGCGACGGAAACCACGUGAUAGAAUUUGAACACGGAACAGCGACAGGUCGCCGAUUGAUAAGAAUAGAUGACAAAGAAUUGGUCCACAAAGAUUGGAUGUUUCAACUGGUUGGAGAUGAAGCGUUUAUGUUCAAUGGUAACAAAUUCGUGAUCAGAAUCGAUCCAAUUCCAGGAUUAAAGUAUUCUUAUACUUUGUGGGUUAAUGGUAAGAGUUACAAGAAUUUCAUUCAGACACAGUCAAAAAUUUUGGAAACCUGGUUGGCUAAAGUUGGGAACGAAGAAUAUAGAAUAGUCUUAGAUAAGCAAACGCAAAAUGUUUGGGUAAAUGGCGAACAAAUGGAAACAGAGAAUGAAUUUACCGACGAUGGGGCAGAAAUAUUGUUCUCGGUAGGAGACCUCCCAGCAUCGAUUAAAACUUACAGUUCAGGACAAAAAGAAAUUGGAAUAACGUACAGUUUAUACAUCGACGAAAUAGAAAUUGAAAAGGAGAUCCCUUUGAAAGAUUCUGAUUAAAUCUGAAAUCAUGAAUCGCUUAUUUACACAGUGUUUUAUCGUUUUAUGUGCCACGAACAUUUCUUACACUUUGUAUAUAAUACAAUAAACCACGUUGCAAUAAAA